UUAGAUGCGAUCUUUGAUUAGGGAUACAUUGCCACUUCGAGGAUAAUCUGGGAUUUGCAGUCUUUUUCUGAUCGAUUUCUGGGAAAGUUUUCUACCUUUCUUCAUGAAUGAACACCGAUCCUCGGGAAUUCCUUGUUUGAAUUCAGCACCUGGGUUCUAAGCGAGCUCGCUCUUCCAUGGCGCCUAGGUGGAAAUGGAAAGGUGCAGAGGCAAAAGCUCUCGCGGAACCUGUUUCCACAACUAUAUCAGAGCUCCGAUCCUCUCUGAUUCGAUCAGAGGCUUCCGGGUUCCUCUCGAGUUGCAGCAUCCUUCUCGUCGUGGAGCCUGAGCAAGCAGAGCUGCUAGAUAAUGGCUGCUUCGGUAGACCCAUUGUGUCUGCUGAGAAAGAUAAGAGAUGGUUUCAGUUAAGCCUUGAAGAAGCCUUCUUUCUGUUCCACAACCUAAAGUGCAUCAAAAUCUCCAUUCAAGAUCGUUUCUUGGACAACGAAACAGAAGUUUGGCGAAUCAUGAAAUCCAAAAAAGCAAACUUUCCGGUCUAUUACAAGGCGUACUCUCACCUACGGUCCAAGAACUGGAUUUUGAGAUCCGGGUUGCAAUACGGCGUGGAUUUCGUAGCGUACCGUCACCAUCCGUCCCUGGUUCAUUCCGAAUACGCGGUCUUGGUUCAGCCUGGUGAUGGCUAUGGGGGAAACUUCCGGUUAAGGGUCUGGUCCGAUAUCCAUUGCGCUGUACGGUUAUGUGGAAGUGUCGCGAAAACGUUGUUGGUUCUGUACGUCAAUGGAGACUGUAAAGGUGAAGACUUGUCGUCAUGUUUAGAGAAUUACACUGUGGAAGAACAGACCAUAACCAGAUGGAGCCCAGAACAGAGCCGUGAAAACGAAACUUCGGACCAGAGCAGAGUCAAUGCAAGAACAAUAAAACCAUUGACUUCCUCAUAAAGUUGUAUCAUGUUCUCUUCAGAAGUUGUAGUUUUCAUAUCAGACAAGAUUAUAUCCUUUGAUGAACUCGAGAAAAAGGCAGAUUCUACCAG
Messenger RNA from Tarenaya hassleriana, 1030 nucleotides. RefSeq names its product tRNA-splicing endonuclease subunit Sen2-1-like. The record is from RefSeq and is a predicted model, not a curated record. Gene Ontology annotation, molecular function: tRNA-intron lyase activity; nucleic acid binding. NCBI's taxonomy places the organism in Eukaryota, Viridiplantae, Streptophyta, Magnoliopsida, Brassicales, Cleomaceae. Gene Ontology annotation, cellular component: tRNA-intron endonuclease complex. The coding region runs from base 177 to 938 and encodes 253 amino acids. The transcript has 2 exons. Gene Ontology annotation, biological process: tRNA splicing, via endonucleolytic cleavage and ligation; tRNA-type intron splice site recognition and cleavage.